Lodderomyces jiufengensis is the source of this 1479-nucleotide messenger RNA. RefSeq names its product mannosylinositol phosphorylceramide synthase regulatory subunit. The coding region runs from base 1 to 1479 and encodes 492 amino acids. The transcript has a single exon. Lineage: Eukaryota; Fungi; Ascomycota; Pichiomycetes; Serinales; Debaryomycetaceae. The record is from RefSeq and is a predicted model, not a curated record.
AUGGCAGUAACGAAUUUGCUAGAUCAAUCAGAAAGGCAUUCUGAAUCAAGCAUUCAUGAAAUAUCCAAAACCAAAAUAAUAUUUAUUGUAGUAUUAUUUCUAAUAUCAUUAACAUCAUUUGUGUUACAAACUGAAUUCACAUCACAAGCAUAUAAAUUGAAAUUUAGUGAACCCAUUUUAUUAUUAGCAGUUACUCAUGGAUCUUGGUGGUUAUUAUGGCCAAUACAAAUAAUAUCAAUAAGUUUAUGGAGAACAAUAAAUAAAAAGAUCAAAGAUGAAAAAAUUUCAAAAAAGAUUAAUGGAGGUGAUAUUGCAUCUGGCAUACAAUAUCAAAGACUAAAUUCAUCAACUGGAUUAUUAGACGAUCAAGAACAUCAAAAUCAACAAGAAGUUCCAAUACAAAAAAUCAACGUGUAUAUGUAUUUUAAAAAGGCAAUUAUAAAACAAUUUCAUAAUGUUUAUCAUACAUCAAUAUUAAUUUAUGAAGCAAAUGUAAAUAAUGAUAAAACCACGAAGCAUUUAAAUCAACUAAUAGACUCAAAUGUGCAUAUAUCAAAUACAAAUUCAAUAUCUGAUGUCAUUUAUACUUUCUUCAAAACUCCAGCAAUAAAAUAUAUUGCACUUAAAACAUUUUUGAUCACUUGUGUAUUGACAAUAGCAGGUUUUACAUGGUAUGGAGCGAUGUCAAUGACCUAUGCAGCCGAUGUUACUGCUAUAUAUAAUUGCUCAGCUUUUACUGCUUACGCAUUUGCAAUACCAUUAUUAAAUGAAAAAUUCUCAUGGUUAAAAGUCAACUCAGUCAUAAUUGCAAUUAUUGGAGUAUUCAUAGUAAGUUAUUCAUCAAGUUCAGACAUAAAUAGUGGUGGAGACGACACUGAUUCAGAAAAUCCAUAUCCUUACAGAUUUUGGGGGAACAUUAUAAUUUUCUUUGGUGCAAUACUAUACGGUUAUUAUGAAGUAUUGUACAAAAAAUAUCUUUGUAUACCAGCACACUUAUCUAAAAUCAUAACACCAAGAAGACAACUGACUUUUGCAAAUUUUGUAAUGGGAUUAAUUGGAUCAUAUACUUUGAUUAUAUUGGUGACUUUAAUUAUCUUCUUGCAAGUUUUUCAUAUUCACAAAUUCAAUUUUUUCAAUUAUGGAGAUAACACCAAAACUAUUUGGCUCUAUAUAUCAGGUUCAAUUAUAAGUAACUUAUUAUUUAGUGCAUCAUUCUUAUCAUUAAUGGCAUUGACUUCACCAGUUUUAUCAUCAGUAAGUUCAUUAUUAACUAUAUUCGUUAUUGGUAUUGUUGAAUGGGUUGUGUUCGGUAAUGCCUUAGAUUUGCAACAAUUGAUUGGUGAUUGUUUUGUUAUUAUUGGGUUUGUCUUGUUGACAAUUGCAUCAUGGAAAGAAAUUAGUGAAGGUAAUGAAGAUGAUGACGUUGAAGCUGUAAGUACAUAUUCUUUUGCAAUGAGUACUGACAAUGGUAAUCAUUAA